UCUGCCAUCUGCACUGUGUUACACGGUUCACAGUUCACACCGUUUGGUUAAAUUUUUUAGGUUACAUUCAUUGGGUGCGGAAUUGCAUGCGUCACCUUACUAAUAUUUUUUCAUAAUAUUUCAAAACUAGAAUUAAUUACAAUGAAUAUGGCGGAUGGCGCAUUUAAUCGAAGUGAAAUUGUUGGGCUCGUGGUGAGAUUAUCGGUCGUUACGGCUAUCACCUAUAUCAGCAUCAGAUGUUUGAUGAACCAACUCGACCCAACUACCAAAUCAAAGAAGAAAGCGAAAAAGAAGGCUCAGGAACAUCUACGUAGAUUGGGAAUGACAGAAAAUGUUUCUUUAGCUAUUGAUCAGCUAACAGAUUAUGAGAUGAUGAUUGCUAGUCACCUGGUAGAUCCCAACGACAUUACAAUAUCUUGGGAAGAUAUAGCGGGACUGGAAAAUGUGAUCCAGGAACUCAGGGAAACUGUUAUUCUGCCAAUACAGCGAAAAGACCUUUUUGCUGAUUCACAACUGACCCAAGCACCUAAGGGUGUGCUGCUACAUGGUCCACCUGGGUGUGGAAAAACUCUGAUUGCAAAGGCAACUGCUAAAGAAGCAGGAACACGAUUCAUAAAUUUAGAUGUAAGCAUUUUGACUGACAAGUGGUAUGGAGAAAGUCAAAAGUUGGCAUCUGCUGUUUUUACAUUGGCUGUAAAACUUCAGCCAUGCAUCAUCUUCAUUGAUGAAAUUGAUUCGUUCCUUCGGAUGCGCAACACACAUGAUCACGAAGCUACAGCAAUGAUGAAAGCACAGUUUAUGUCACUAUGGGAUGGACUUAUCACAGACCCUACAUGUACUGUGAUUAUUAUGGGAGCUACAAACAGGCCACAAGAUCUAGACAAAGCUAUUCUGAGACGUAUGCCUGCAACCUUUCACAUUAGCAUGCCUAAUGUUGCGCAACGGGCCCAAGUCCUCAAACUUAUUCUUGAGAAGGAGCCAAUGGCGGAAGAGGUUGAUAUAGCCAGUUUGAGCAUAAUGACCGAUGGCUUUUCUGGUUCAGACUUACGAGAGCUCUGCCGAAACGCAUCUGUCUAUCGUGUCAGAGACUUCGUUCGUCAUCAUCAUGCACCUGCAACCAAUGCAUCUGCUGGUACGAGUACGGAUGACGAAGAAUAUCAUGACGCUUUGCGCCCCAUUACAAUGGAAGAUCUUGUGAUUUCCGUACAUAAAAUGAGGGACUCCAAAGUGCAUACAGGGACUCUUAAUGCUGUUAAACUUGAUUUAGAUUAGGAUGAAUCGUGUUUCUUCUUAAAUUCAACUACUCAAGUGUCUAGCAUACUCUGAUUCACCCAGUACUUCUUUUCCAUUUGUUGCCCUGAAUACAUCACGGAUUAGGACUCAGCACUUUGUAUUUCCUCUUCCAGGUGACAGUUCAGCGUAUGUGUAGAAUAGAUUUAUAUAGUAAAUAUCAAAGGGAUAUUCCUGUAAACGUUGUGAUAUACGAAAGCUUUUUAGUUGUUGCAUUUUCAACUAUAAAAUACGUGAAAAUUAGGAUUACCAUAGAGCAACCGUUUGUAUUUGAUCUUUGAAACAGAUAAGUAUUUUCUGUUUUUAAUUAUAAGUUUUUUUUUCCGGUGUAAACGUUGAAAAAUAGAAAAUUUAUGGGAAUACAAAUUUUUUACUUGGAUUGCGACUCUUUUAGCUGCCAUUAUGAGGUCAUUAGCCUUUAUUGUUAUGCGAGGCAUACCUCUCGAUUAUCGGGGUACAGUAAAUUUUAGAGCAGCUUUACGAC
This is a messenger RNA of Diprion similis, 1774 nucleotides long. RefSeq names its product outer mitochondrial transmembrane helix translocase (gene nmd). The coding region runs from base 142 to 1272 and encodes 376 amino acids. Gene Ontology annotation, molecular function: ATP hydrolysis activity; ATP binding. Gene Ontology annotation, cellular component: mitochondrial outer membrane. The record is from RefSeq and is a predicted model, not a curated record. The transcript is spliced from 6 exons. NCBI's taxonomy places the organism in Eukaryota, Metazoa, Arthropoda, Insecta, Hymenoptera, Diprionidae.